Messenger RNA from Penicillium concentricum, 2301 nucleotides. Its product is annotated as Alcohol acetyltransferase. Gene Ontology annotation, molecular function: NADPH dehydrogenase activity; FMN binding. The record is from RefSeq and is a predicted model, not a curated record. Lineage: Eukaryota; Fungi; Ascomycota; Eurotiomycetes; Eurotiales; Aspergillaceae. The coding region runs from base 1 to 2301 and encodes 766 amino acids. The transcript is spliced from 2 exons.
AUGCCUCAAUCACGCCUUUUCAAGCCCCUCAAGAUAGGUGGCAUGGAAGUGAAACAUCGCAUCGGAAUGGCGCCACUCACUCGCUUCCGAGCAACCGAAGACAGAGUGCCAACACUCCUCAUGAAGGAAUACUACGGCCAACGCGCCGCAGUGCCAGGCACCUUGAUCAUCACCGAGGGAACAUUCAUAUCAGCAACCUGCGGCGGAUUCCCACACGCACCAGGGCUUUGGCGUGAGGACCAAGUCGCUGCCUGGAAGAUCGUCACCGAUGAAGUUCAUCGCAAGGGAUGCUUCAUAUUCUGUCAAGUGUUUGCCAUGGGCCGUGCCGCGGAUGUCGAUCUAGCCCGCAAAGAAGCCAACGAUAUCGUAGCCCCCAGUGCUAUUGCAAUGGAAGAAGGUGCCGUAGUGCCUAGAGCCAUGACCACCGAUGAGGUCAAGCAGAUAAUCCAGGAUUAUGUCGACGCUUCGAAGAACGCCAUUCAGGCCGGCUUUGACGGAGUCGAGGUUCAUGGUGCGAAUGGAUAUUUGCUCGACCAAUUUAUCCAAGACGUCAGCAACAAUCGAGACGAUGAGUACGGUGGGAAUGUGGAGAAUAGAUCUCGUAUUCUCGACGAGGUGAUCAAAGCUGUUGUUCAUGCCAUCGGUCGUGAACGUGUCGGGCUUCGGCUGAGCCCCUGGAGUACGUUCCAGGGCAUGAGAAUGGAGGAUCCGAUCCCGCAGUUCACGGAUGUGAUCAGUAAAGCCAGACAGGCGGGCAUUGCAUAUCUUCAUCUCGUUGAGUCGCGAAUGUCCGGCUCCCAGGAUUACAGUGGUCAUGACACACUGGAUUUUGCAUACGAUUUAUGGGACGGACCUUUUCUUGUUGCUGGUGGGUAUGAAUCGCAUGAGGCCCGUAAGUUGGUGGACGAGAAAUAUCCGGACAAGGACAUCAUGGUCAUCUUUGGCCGGCACUUCAUCUCCAAUCCGGAUCUGAUAUUCAGGAUUAGAAAGGGUCCCAAUGAACGCCGUACAAUUAGUCGCGAAGAUGUCGGCUUCUACAACGCGCUUGUCAUAGCAGGAGUUUACGAGAUUGCGAGUGAAAAUAUAGAUGUUAAUUCCGCCCAGUCAUUUAUUGCUCCUUUGAGACACUGCAUCGAGAAGUACCCACACCUAAGCGUGGUCGUCAAGCAGAAGCAUACCGACAAGUCAGCAUACGAAGCUGUUUCGAGUAUUGAUCUCCACAAUCAUGUGUCUAUAAUUCACGAAGACGAAGCUACUAGCAAUGGCGAGACGGCAACAAUUGAAAAGAUUAUGCCAGCCAUACUUGACCGGCCAUGGCCUGCUGAUAUCCCACCUUGGCGGAUUGUGGUCUCUCCUCUGGUGUCGCCGCAAGACUCCACAGGGACGCGAUGCUUUAUUGCCUUUGCGUUCUCCCAUACUCUCGGAGACGGCAUGGUCGGAGUUGCCUUCCAUCGCACCUUCCUUGAGGCAUGGCGCCAGACUACUGGUAUGGAGGAGAAAGCCACUUUCUUAGUGACUCCGCCAAGUCAAACGCUCCCGGCACCCUUUGACACACCCGAAAGGCUUCCCAUAUCUUGGAAGUUCCUCCUUGAGCCGUUGAUAGCAGUUUACUUGCCAAAGUUUGUGGCCAAAAUUCUUGGGCUCCGCGCAUCUGCUAGCACGCUAGAUGCCGGUACUUGGAUUGGGUCACCUAUGUUCUUCGAUCCGGCGGCUGCCAUCCAGAGCAGAGUAAGAAUCAUCGAGAUUGAGGCUCCGCUCGUACAAAAGGCUCUGCAGGCAUCAAGAAGCCAUGGCACCAAGCUCACGGGAACGGUGCACCAGAUGAUUGUUCGGGCGCUAAGCAAGGCCAUUCCUAGUACCGACAUAACCAAUUUUGUCUCGGGAACGCCUGUUGAUAUGCGAGCGUCUAUCGGGACGCCUGGCCUCACAUGGGGUCUUUUCGUAUCUGGCCUUUACGAGGUACAUCCACGAGCACCGAAUGUGACGGAGGCUAUUUUGUCCGAGGAGAUGUGGGAAGCCGCGAGGUCGAUGACGCAAAAGCUCGCUGAAUGCGGGGCGAGGCUGCAGGACCAAGCAAUCGGUCUGCUGAGAUAUGUUCCCAGCAUCAGGAAUUGGACGUUGAGUAAAAUUGGACAGAAGCGGGACUCCUCGUACGAACUGAGCAAUUUGCUUGCCUUUGAUAACAUGAACGACGGCGCAGAUCAGAAGUGCAAGGUCGUCAAGAUGGUGUUCUCGCAGCCUGGCAAUGUUACUAGUGCGCCACUUGCUUUCAACAUGAUCAGUGUCAAAGGGGGAGCUUGA